This is a messenger RNA of Bactrocera latifrons, 1608 nucleotides long. RefSeq names its product protein midgut expression 1-like. NCBI's taxonomy places the organism in Eukaryota, Metazoa, Arthropoda, Insecta, Diptera, Tephritidae. The record is from RefSeq and is a predicted model, not a curated record.
GCCGAAACUGAGGACUAUUUUGAAAGGACAAAUCGGCAUGAAAGGACGCUAUUACCCUUGAAGGGAACUAGGGUGGAGAGAAAAAAACGAAUUUUUGAAACAUAAGUCAGAGCGACAAAAAACUAUAACUGCUCUGAAUUUCCUAUGAAAUAUGACUAUGAAAGUCAUAAAAUUUGUUGAUUUCUAGAGGGAUUCACCCUCAAGUGUGUGUUCCAACAACUACACCGCCUAAUCGUUGCUGUGAAGUGGACUGAACAAACAUUCAUCUCCAUAUUGUUAUUUUGCGCUUGUUUCGGCACCAAUCGAUAGUGAUAAGAAAAUAUAAAUAACGUCGUUCUUAGAAACACAUUUCGGUAACAAAUACCACUUUUUAUCAGCACAUAAAUACGAUUCAUUGAUAUAUUGGCACUGAUAAUACAAUGUGUCACGUCCAAAAGUUGCUUUCCUUUUUUUGUUUUUUUUUUACACCUUGCAAUAAACGCGAUAAUUGGCACCGAUUAUUUAACCCUUAGGUGAUGAAUGCUAAGUCGUUUUAAUCACUUGAAGCGUUGACGCACGUUACACUCGACUCCCGUUAAAGUUAAAAUAUGUUAAGUGCACGAGUUGCUCGAUAAUACAUUCAGGUGUGGUCUCCUAUCUCUAUGUGUAUCAUGCACAGGUUAAGGUUUUCCAUUGGGGAAAAAAGCUAAUAACUUUCGAGCGACGCGACAGUUGCGGUUUGUGUUUGCCAACGAAAUAACGUGUGUCACGCACUUGCGGAGAGAAAAACGGAAAGCAUUUACAUAACCGUUAAAUAACGUCUAGUGAUUCACUGGCAUCGAACGAACCAACGAAACAAAUACUAAUUAAAUCGCACGAGAGGAUUACACGGAAAAUAAUUAAAUUAAAUAAAUUGUGUACUAAUUUGUAGAAUAGUUUCGAAUUAUUUUUAAAACCAAAUAUUCAAAAUGUGCAACUGUUUGUGGGAGUGUCUGAAAUGCCCGGCAAAACUUUUUUGUUGCUGCUGCGAAUGUGCGCUGAAUAUGAUACUCGGCAUAUUCUGUUCGGUCAUAGUAUUAGCUGUCAUAAUCGGUCUGAUCGUGUACUUCACAGUAUACUAUCAUAAGGAUAGUUCCGACGGUCAGCAAGAAAAAUUGGUGCAGCAGCUUAUAACAGCUGCGCCUACAACCUUUAAGCAAUACUUCCAGCAACAACACUAAAAUGGAAUAAAUGCGGUUUAAUGCCAGUUUGGGGCUGUCUGGCAUUACUUUAGUGUCUUAUUGUAUAUUUUGUAAGUUUAAUAUAUUUAAACAAAUAUUUUUAAACAUUUAUACAAGAAAAUUUAACUGAUUUUUAAUAUAGCUUCGAAUUUAAUAAAAGAAAUAAUGUAAUCACACUGCUGCUAAUCUAAUCAAAGUUUUAUUGAACAAAUUUGGGUUCAUUUACGAUAUGCUAUAAAUAGUUCGUUCUUAAUGUUUGGGGCCAUAAUAUAAGGCUAUAGAAAUAGUGUUAUCACAAUGAUGUUUAUACUAUAUACACGCAUAUGUAUUUAUAAAUAUUUAUAUAAUAUACUUGUAUAAAAUAGUGCUUAAUUAAAUUAUUACUUCCCUUUGUUUAACUUCGUACCGA